AUGAUGCAUGAAACAGUUGGGCUCUCUUCUCCUGAUGUUCAAGCUGGAGAUGUUAAUUAUGCUAGUGAUUGUGGAUUCAAAAUCCAUAGUAGUACUAGCAAGGUAGAAAAGAAGUUGACUGGUCCUGAUGGUAAAAAGGGUCUUGUACUUAUUAAAUAUUUGGUUGGUAACAAAGAAGGUUUUGUCAAUGGUAAUAAGAAAGAUAAAAAAGAUGUUGAAGGUGUUGCUUUUAGGAAGACUAUAGUCAGGAGGAUUGGGUGUCCAGCUAUGAUUAAGUUUAAGUAUUGUGAUGGUGGAAAGUAUAUGGUUUAUUUCUUUCAUGAAAGCCAUUAUCAUCCCUUCUCAACUCCUAUUACUAGACAGGUCACUAAACCAUAUGAUGAUGGCUUAACUUGUGUUCAUAGGAAGUUUAUAUUUGAUAAUUCAAAGUUGAACAUUAGGCUUGUUAUGUUCUAUAGGAUGAUGAAAGAAUAUUGUGGAGGUUAUAAACAUGUGAGAGGCACUAAAAAUCAAUUUAAAAACUUUUCUCGUGACUUAAAAGUUUAUAUUUCUGAAGCUGAUGGGGCUAUGUUUAUAGAAAAUAUUCAACAUAAAGUCAACAACAGUAAUGGUGGUUAUUAUCUAGACUAUUGUGUUAAUGCAACUAGGCAUCUAACACGGUGUAUGGGAAAUGAGCCUUCUUGUCUUAUUACAGACCAAGACCCUGCAAUGGGUAUUGCAAUACAAAAUGCUUUUACCAAAACGAAACAUCGAUUGUGCAUGUGGCACAUCAUGAGGAAAGUGCCUGAGAAAGUGGGUACAACUUUCUGUAAUGACAAUGACUUUUUGAAAGAGUUUUGUGCUGUUGUUUGGGACAGGGAAAUUGAACCUAAUGAGUUUGUUGAUGGUUGGAAUACUGUGAUCGAAAAAUAUGAUUUGAUAUCUCAUGAAUGUUAUUAUGGUGAUGGAGUCGAAUUUUCCGUUGUUGUAGAUGAUGAACGUCAAAGGAAUUUUAAUGUCACAUUUGAUUUAUCUACACUAGAGUGUACUUGUACUUGCAAGAUGUUUGAGAGUCUGGGUGUUCUGUGCAGACAUAUAUUAUUCAUUAUUAAAGGUAAAUCAGUAUCUGAAAUCCCUGAACAUUAUGUUUUGAAUCGUUGGAGAAAAGACGCUAAGAAGAAAUCUACAUCAGUGGAUGAGGCUUCUAACUUUGACAAAAAGAAGCAACUAAUCUCUGAUGUGUGGUAA
Molecule: messenger RNA, 1227 nt
Organism: Chenopodium quinoa (quinoa)
Lineage: Eukaryota; Viridiplantae; Streptophyta; Magnoliopsida; Caryophyllales; Amaranthaceae
Product: protein FAR1-RELATED SEQUENCE 5-like
Exons: 4
Coding region: 1-1227 (408 amino acids)
Biological process (GO): regulation of DNA-templated transcription
Molecular function (GO): zinc ion binding
Source: RefSeq, a predicted model, not a curated record